AUGAAGCGCGUUUUGGUGCUGAACGCCGACUCUUUCGUGGGCAUCCAAGUCUGCCGCCGCUUCUUCGAGGCGAAGGAGUACCUCAUCGACGGCACGCUCUACCACCACCCGCAAUGGCAGCCGCACCAGAAGGCAGCCGCUGAUGAUGCCGCUCCCGCCGCUGGUGGCGUUGGUGGUGGUGGUGGUGGUGGUGGUGGUGAUGACUCUGAGGCAAACGGGGCGGCGGUGCCACCCACAAUGCAGCCGUUUCUCAACUCUGUCAUGCCGCGUCACGGCAUGAUCAGUGACGAGGUGUUCCGCGCCCGUGUGCUGUCCUACGACAUCAUCAUCGCCAUUCUUGAGGAGGAUGCGUUCGAGGCUGACUGCGCCAUCAAGGUUCUGCGUGGCACACACUACGAGGUGGAGAAGACCUUCGUGCUCGUGUCCAACGUGCUCACGUGGACGCAGACGGACAUCCACGAGCGGGAGUUGGAACGAGCGGCGCGACGCGCCGAGCGGGAAGCUGCGCGUGCCCACAGCGAGGACGAUGACGACGGUGACACGGAGGCAGCAGAAGAGGAGGAGGAGGAGGAGGAGGAGGAAGAGGAGCUGGAAAUAAAGGUGUGGACGGAGGAGGAGUACCACAAGCGCUACCCAGACCUGCGCUACCACGUGUGGCGGAAGCUCGAGCACGCGGUGAAGCACGCCAACUCGGAGACGCUGCACACGUACGUGCUGUGGGCCGGCCUGCCGUACGGCGGCGGUGAGGACCUGCUGGCCCCGUACUUCCACGCCGCCUGGCGCCACGAGACGCUGCUGCAGUACGGCAACGGGUCCAACUACGUCCCCACCAUACACGUCAAGGACCUCUCACGUAUCAUCUACCUCGUCGGCUCCUCAUACGACACACUGGAGGACCGCUACAUGUUCGCCGUCGACCACGGCAACAACACGCAGGCGGAGCUCCUGCAGGGCAUACAAGAUUUCAUUGGCGGUAAUCUGGAAAUCACGGACCCCGCAAUUGACCGCGAGCACCAGUCCUUCAUGGAGACGCAACGGCAGCAAGAAUUCUUGGAGCGGUCUAUGCGGGAAAAGAUGGUGGAGGACGCGAUUCGACGUGAGCGUCACGCCGUCGAGAGUAUCCGGAGGCGCGAGGAAGAAAUGGAGGACGAGGAGGACCGCGAGUAUCGUCUCAUGGCAAGUCUUCGGAUAAUAGAGAAUUCUAUGUCUCAGCUGGAGGCUGACAGGCAGGCGAUGGCUGCUGAGGGCGGGUCGCCAAACGCGGAGGAAGGACUUGUGGUGGAGCCGCCGCACGGGUUGGCAAAUUGGUUCAGUGCCGUGAAUAUGCGCUGCGAGCCCGGUGCCGUUCUCGCGCUGCUCGAGGAGGCGGAGUGGGUCUCCCUUGGCGGAUUCUUCGCGAAUGUCGACAAGGUGGUGCAGGAGUUCAAGGCGGAGCGGCUGCUGAAUCCGCUGCGCCUUGUUAUCUCCGGCCCGCCGUUCAGCGGGAGGAACGACGUUGCGUGCAGGCUGGCGGGUGUGUUCAACAUACCGCGACUGACGAUGGAGAGUAUCACGGCGGCGUACGAGGCGUACGUGGCGAGCGUGCGUGCGGAGCUGGUGGAGAUUCUGCUGCGACGGCGUGCGCGGCGGAAGGAGGCCCACGAGGAGCAGAUUCGCCGCGAGCUGGAGAGUGCAAAGCGUGCACGCGCCGAGGCCGAGGAAGGUGAGGAAGAAGAAGAGGAGGAUGAGGAGGGUGAUGGUGAAGAUGACGAUGCUGCUGCAUCUGCCGAGAGCGGUGAAGACGACGGCGACGAGGAGGAGGAGGAGGGCGAUGAAGAGGGACCGGGCGAGACGGAUAAUGCAGGCGAACAGGUGCCCGAGACGAUCACGGAAGCCCUGCUGCUGCAGCCACCCGAGGACGAGGAAGAAGAAGAGGAGGAGGAGGAGGAGUACGGCGAUGACGAGGAGGCCGACGCAAAGGCCGCAGCAGCAGCGCGGAAGUUGAAUGAGGAGGAGCGGCGCCGCAUCGCAACGCUGCGUGAGGAGUACCGCUUCGCCACGAAACUGCUGACGCUGCGCCUUGUGGACGGCGAGUUCCCGCCACGCCCAAAGAGUCCCGGCGACGAGGAAGAGGAGGAAGAAGACGAGGAAUAUGGUGGUGACGAUGACGAUGGCAUCAGCAGAAGGAGGAAGCGGCGAGAGAAAGAAAAGGCCGCUGCUGCUGCCGCUGCCGCUGCCGCUGCCGCUGCCGCAGCUGCACCGCCGCCAGUUAUUCGCUACCUCGACGAGGCGCUCGCUGUGAUGGUGCGCUGGCGGCUACGUCAGAAUGACUGCAGAAGCCAGGGCUACAUCCUCGACGGCUUCCCCGAGAGCGUGCGGCAGGCCCGCCUUAUAUUCCUAGCCGACACCGACGAACAGAAGGAGUUGCAGCGGCCCAAGUUGCGCCGAGAGCGCGAGGAAGAGGAAGAGGCGGGAGGAGCGCCGCAGGCACCAUGCGAUGCCACAUUCCCGUUGCCUGACCUUGCUGAGCUGGACGACGCGCAGCAGCAGGAGAUGCUCGAGGCCAUGACCGGCAGAUCGUUCCUGUCGGCUGAGGAGGCGCUCGCCCCAACACACGACGCCUUUUUCCCUGACUGCUUCAUCUCCUUGACCUGCAGCGAUGGCGUUCUGCGAGCGCAGAUGUCCGCAGCAGGGGCGGGCGUCGCCGCGAAGGACUUCUAUGAGCAGCUCACGUGCUACAAGACACACAACCGUCCUGCAGCACCACCAUGCGAGUCGCUGCUCUCCUGGUUCCAGACAGUGGCGGCAGAAAAGGUAGAGGACGACGCCGCCGCCGCCGAAAAGGUUGGUGACGACAGCGGUGAGAAGGCACCACGCAAGGCCUCCGUGCUGAUCGUGUCUGCCCUCCCUGCGGUGCCAGCAGCAGUCUGUCACAAGAAGGGUGCAUCCCACGACGCCACCUCUAAUUCCAACGUCACCGCGACAGCGGACCUCGGCACAUACUGCGAGACCCUCCGCUGGAGCAUCCUCAGCAACAUUGGCCGGGGAAGUUGCGGCAUGGUGAUCGGCGAGAUGCAAGAUGCGGAGGAGGCGCGCACGCGUCUGGUGCUGGAACUCAGACACGAGGAGAAGGAACUGGAUCGGCUCUGUGCUGUUGAGGAGGUGCUCGCUGACGUUGCCCACUCCAACGAGGUUGCCGCCGUUGAGGAGGAGCGGCGCAUACUUCGCUACUACGAGGCGAAGGAGACGCUGGUAACGGUGGCUGGCGUCGAUUCCAUUCCAGUGAACAUGUACUUAAUGCGCUACGUAAUGCCGAGCCUCACGCCACUCAUGGCGCAGGUCGUGCGGCAGCGCCCGGAAGACCCGGUGACGGCGCUGGCCGACGCACUCUUCUAUCACAAGCGGCAAACAAAGCUAUGA
Molecule: messenger RNA, 3399 nt
Organism: Trypanosoma grayi
Lineage: Eukaryota; Euglenozoa; Kinetoplastea; Trypanosomatida; Trypanosomatidae
Exons: 1
Coding region: 1-3399 (1132 amino acids)
Cellular component (GO): Set1C/COMPASS complex
Source: RefSeq, a predicted model, not a curated record